Messenger RNA from Pollicipes pollicipes, 2290 nucleotides. RefSeq names its product phosphogluconate dehydrogenase (gene Pgd). Gene Ontology annotation, molecular function: NADP binding; phosphogluconate dehydrogenase (decarboxylating) activity. The record is from RefSeq and is a predicted model, not a curated record. The transcript has 7 exons. The coding region runs from base 149 to 1645 and encodes 498 amino acids. NCBI's taxonomy places the organism in Eukaryota, Metazoa, Arthropoda, Thecostraca, Pollicipedomorpha, Pollicipedidae. Gene Ontology annotation, biological process: pentose-phosphate shunt.
CCCGGCUCCGCCCGCGCCCCGCGCCCUUGUGCACGCUCGGCCGUGAUCGCCGGCCGAUCCUGAGCGUGUCGGCGUGUCCGUCUGAGCCGGCCAGUCCAGUGACCGCGCGGGCCCGAGCCGGCCACCGGCGGCCGCCGCCGACCCAGCCAUGGGCAACGUCAUCUCCUGCAGGAGGAAGGCCUCGCUGGUGGCGGCGAACCCCACGGCCGAUAUCGCUCUGAUCGGGCUGGCCGUCAUGGGCCAGAACAUCAUCCUCAACAUGAACGACCACGGCUUCGUCGUGUGCGCCUACAACCGCACCGUCACCAAGGUGGACCAGUUCCUGCAGAACGAGGCCAAGGGCACCAACGUGGUCGGCGCGCACAGCAUGCAGGAGAUGGUCGCGUGCCUGAAGAAGCCCCGCCGCGUCAUGAUGCUGGUCAAAGCUGGCGACGCGGUGGACGCGUUCAUCGACCAGCUGGUGCCGCUGCUGGAGAAGGGCGACAUCAUUAUCGACGGCGGCAACUCGGAGUACCAGGACACGCGGCGGCGCUGCCAGAAGCUGGCCGGCCUGGGCCUCCUGUACGUCGGCUCGGGCGUCUCCGGAGGCGAGGAGGGCGCCCGCUACGGGCCCUCGCUCAUGCCCGGCGGCCACCCGGACGCCUGGCCCCACAUCAAGCCCAUCUUCCAGAGCAUCGCGGCCAAGUCCGGCUCGGAGCCCUGCUGCGACUGGGUGGGCGAGGACGGCGCCGGCCACUUCGUCAAGAUGGUGCACAACGGCAUCGAGUACGGCGACAUGCAGCUCAUCUGCGAGGCCUACCACCUGAUGCGCGACUCGAUCGGCAUGUCGCAUGACGAGAUGAGCCAGGUGUUCACCGACUGGAACAGCGGCGAGCUCGACUCGUUCCUGAUCGAGAUCACUGCCAACAUCCUCAAGUACCGCGACGCCGACGGCGCGCCGCUGCUCGAGAAGAUCCGCGACGCCGCCGGCCAGAAGGGCACCGGCAAGUGGACGGCCAUCUCGGCGCUCGAGUACGGCGUGCCCGUGACGCUGAUCGGCGAGUCGGUGUUCGCGCGCUGCCUCUCCAGCCUGAAGGAGGAGCGCGUGACGGCGUCCAAGCAGCUGCGCGGCCCCGACACGGCCAAGUUCGACGGCGACCGCAAGAAGUUCGUCGAGCAGAUCCGACAGGCGCUGUACGCGUCCAAGAUCGUGUCGUACGCGCAGGGCUUCAUGCUGAUGCGUGACGCGGCCAAGGUGUUCAACUGGAAGCUCAACUACGGCGGCAUCGCCCUGAUGUGGCGAGGCGGCUGCAUUAUCCGGAGCGUGUUCCUGGGCAACAUCAAGGAGGCGUUCGACAAGAACCCGAACCUGACCAACCUGCUGCUGGACGACUUCUUCCGCGAGGCGAUCCACCGUUCGCAGGCGGCCUGGCGCGAGGUGGUGGCCACGGCCGUGCGGCUCGGCGUGCCCACGCCCUGCUUCAGCACGGCGCUCGCCUUCUACGACGGCUUCCGCUGCGAGCGCCUGCCGGCCAACCUGCUGCAGGCGCAGCGGGACUACUUCGGCGCGCACACGUACGAGCUGCUCGCGCAGCCGGGCAAGUUCGUGCACACCAACUGGACCGGCACCGGCGGCAACGUGUCGGCCUCCACCUAUCAGGCCUAGUCGGGCCAGCGUCUCCUCUGCCGCGUGCGGCGCGCUCGCCGCCCCACGGACGCCGGUCCGUGCGCGGCCCGCGGCGGCCGUCAGCCUUCCUCACAUUCCACGUGCACGACUCCGCGCGCUGUCCGACGCGUCCGCGGGCUUUCAGGCGGCGCGCGGCGCUUGUUUCGAUCGGUUUUGGCGACUGUGGCGCCGGUGGCGUGUUUGGGGUUGCGGUCGUAGCUGUGCUGCCGGCGGCGUCAGUGGGCUAACCACGCUGCCAGGCGGACUGCGGCGCGAGAGUGCAUUCAUGACAAUACUCCACUCUGGAGGUGGUCGGCGGCUGGCUGGUGGGCGGCGUAUCUUGUCAGUGAGCUUUGGUUCGUGUCUCGUCCCCUUCUCCCCAACACAGGGUUCUUCCUCCAGGGAGCCCGCGCGUCUGCCGCCGCCGCCAGUGGUGCCUCGAUAGCGGUGCAGUGCUGAGAUGACGGUGCGUCGGUGGCGUGCGCGCGAUGUCCGCAGGUUCAGCUGCCCUCUGGCAGUAUUGUUGCAUGGAGCCGAAGAUUGUUGAAUUUGGAUAUAUUAUAUCAGGCGGCGAACAAAGAAAUGAAGUGGCUAUAAAUGUGAUGGGUCAUCGAAGCAGUGAAUAAACGCAUGCGACAGCACUUA